GAGACAUGCCCCUGAUGAAUUCUAAGCGGUCUUUCACUACAGCUCCUUGCAAAGAUGCAUAUUGUAUCAAUAUUCACGGUAAAUAUAUGACAUCACAGCUCAUGAAGUGAUGAUCAGAUAAGAUAAGAGUCCAAAAAUUACAAUUCAAACCAUCGCGUGACGUACCACAAUUCCUCCUUCAACCUCCAACUGCGCAAUUUGCACCAUCUCCAUCGUCAAACAACACCCCACGCCACAUCCCACGACAAUUAUGGUGCUUGUCGCUUAUUCUGACUCGGAAGCCUCUGAUUCAGAGCCCGAGAAUAACACUCCCGCUUCCGCCCCUGCGUCAGUAACCAAACCCGCCGUAUCAUCCUCUGGCGCAGCUUCAACCGCAAACCCAAAAUUCCCAUCCAUCGUCGAUAAAAGCAACCCCCGCAAAAUCCGUGUUGCACUCCCCGAAAUCAAACCGGAACCAUCAGAUGGAGACGAUACCGAUGGCCCGGCGCGCAAAAAGCCUAGAAUAGGAGGUGGCGGCGGUGGUGCGUUUUCGGGUUUCAGUUCAUUCCUACCGGCCCCGAAACGGCCAAACGCCACGGCAGAGAAGGAGAAAAAGCUAGGUGGUGGACCUGCGCGAAAGGUGUUCAGUUUGAAGACAGGUGCUGCACCGGGGUUUGAUCGGGAGGCUGAUGAGGAGAUGAGGAAAGAUAUGGAGUUUGAUAGCCUAGGGGGCGCUGGUGGCGAUGAUGAUGAGACUAUUCCGAAGGCAGGGAGUUCGCAGAAGGAAGGGUAUGAAGAGUUCGGGGAUGAUAACGGGGAAAAUAUAACGAAGAAGAAACCGGAAGAGGUAGUCUUGAAGGGAAAUCCGAUGAUGUUCAAGCCGUUGUCUGUGGGGCGGACCCAGAAGAAAAAGAAGACGAUGGCCACGAUUAUUCCGCCACCGGUGCCAGAACCCAAACGGAAUGAUGGGCAUAUGGAGGGAAAAAAAGGAACGAACGUACACGCCCCGGCUCAACCCCAGAAGCCUACUGCGCCUCCGGCACCGAGACCCAAAGUCAGCCUUUUCUCCCUGUCGACGGAUGAAACAGUUACGCCAGACACCUCAAAUUCAGCUAAUAGCUCUAUAUACGAGCCCCUUGUAUAUACGAAUGAACGAGCGCCUGCAGCUGGUCCAGUCCCUGAACCCGAGUUGGCUUCUACCUCAUCAACACAAACGGCGCCCCCAACACAAUCGUUGGAUUACAUCGCGGAUGAUCUGAAUCUGUCCCGUGCUCAAAGACGCCAGCUAUUUGGCCGCAACGCUGAUCCAUCGAGUUCUCGGAUUCUACACUUCAAUACGGAUGUGGAAUAUGCCGCCAACCAGGAAAUGGCACAUAAGGAACUUGCUGCGACGCAACACAACCCAGUCCGGGCUAUUGCCCCCGGAAAGCACACGCUACAACAGUUGGUCAAUGCGGCAAGUACGCAAAAGGAUGCUUUGGAGGAGAGUUUCGCGACUGGUAAACGGAACAAGAAAGAGGCCGGUGCCAAGUAUGGAUGGUAAAAUGGCCAUAUCUCUAAUGUUACUCUUUGAUACGGAUACCCUGCCCAUGGUUGUAAUUGUAAUAUAAAGACUAGGGAUUCCCAUAUGCAAACAAUUUCAUUAUUCUUGGUUUAGUACCAUGCUGGCUCGAG
This is a messenger RNA of Aspergillus versicolor CBS 583.65, 1653 nucleotides long. RefSeq lists its product as uncharacterized. The transcript has a single exon. The record is from RefSeq and is a predicted model, not a curated record. The coding region runs from base 251 to 1522 and encodes 423 amino acids. NCBI's taxonomy places the organism in Eukaryota, Fungi, Ascomycota, Eurotiomycetes, Eurotiales, Aspergillaceae. Gene Ontology annotation, cellular component: nucleus.